Messenger RNA from Filobasidium floriforme, 765 nucleotides. RefSeq lists its product as uncharacterized. The transcript has 2 exons. Lineage: Eukaryota; Fungi; Basidiomycota; Tremellomycetes; Filobasidiales; Filobasidiaceae. Bases 1 to 765 code for a protein of 254 amino acids. The record is from RefSeq and is a predicted model, not a curated record.
AUGCCCACCAACAUUACCGCCUGUCCACCUUCCGAUGCGGCCGCGCCUCCGGCCGACGACGAGAAGAUUGCGGUCAAAGUCGCGAACAACGAGAGCUUUUGCGUCAAAUAUGAACUCUUAAUGCUCAGCUCGGUCCUUCGCGACGCUUUCCACAUGCAGUCCUUAUCCGGCGGGGCUUCCGACAAGCAAGCUAUCAAGAACGCAGAGAUCGAACUCAACUGCACGGCCGGGCAAGCCAAAUGGCUGUUUGGCAUCCUAGAAGGGAAGGGUCUUAACGACCUCAAGGAAUCCACAAUGAGAUUUUCUUCAGUCGGACCGUCUCUUGGGAGCCUCAUGAGUUCGGAGGACGCAACCACUCCGUCGCCUAUCGUCCUCAGGCACGUCCUUCGCUCGGCAGAUUUCUACGAUUUCCCUUUUUUUCCUCGGAUCAUGAAAGAGGUCUUGUACGAACUCGCCGAUAAGGGAACUGCCUAUGCGCUAUCGGCUGCUGCUAUGGCGAUCGAUCAGAGGGACCUGAAGAUGGCGAGGUAUGCGAUCAAGCAUAUGGGAGGUUUGCCGAGUCCGCUGGCCUUCGACAAGCUUGCGGUGCAAGCUAUCGGAUUGGAUGUAUGGUGGUGUCUUGUUGAUGCCUAUCGCAGGACGAUCGCCGACGCCCGGACCUCAGUGAGAGUUCACUAUGAUACGCAAACGCAAGAGGUAGCGGUGCCUUGGUCUGGAGAUCUCACUCAAUGGACAUCCAUUGCAAACGCGAUCGUUUUCGAGUAG